CAGCCCUAUAAAGAGGUGCUCAGGACAUGCCUGUAGCACUGGUGGUGCUCAAGUCGUACUCUGUUCUGGAAUCAGAUACUUAGAAUCUAGAAGAUGUCUUAUCAACAGCAGCAGUGCAAGCAGCCGUUCCAGCCUCCUCCUGUGUGCCCACCCCCAAAGUGCCCUGAGCCUUGUCCACCCCCAAAGUGCCCUGAGCCUUGUCCAACCCCAAAGUGCCCUGAGUCUUGUCCACCCCCAAAGUGCCCUGAGCCAUGCCCCCCUCAGCCAUGCCAGCAGAAAUGCCCUCCUGUGCAACCUCCUCCACCCUGCCAGCAGAAGUGUCCACCCAAGAGCAACUAAGGCAUUCAGCAGUCAUCAGGACCAAGAGAAGAUAAAGAACAUGAUUUCAUCACUUCCAUAGCAACACCAUCUUCCCUCCAAAGCCUGUCAAAGAUCCUGAAGAUUCUUCUCUACCCUUUAUCCUUUAAUCUGCCUGCAGUGAUCCCUAUAGGGAAAGGCAUUUUCUGACAGCUGUGAAAGAGCUGUCUGACAAUGACAGUGGUUCCAGCAUCCCAGAUGAUCAUAAGGAGUGGCACCUGUUCUCCAGUGCUGGUCAGCAGUGGUUGUCUGUCACCUUGACUGGGAUUUCUACCACUUUGCCUGUUGAAGCAUUUUCCUACUUCCCAAAUAAAGAAUACUUC
Molecule: messenger RNA, 680 nt
Organism: Nannospalax galili (Upper Galilee mountains blind mole rat)
Lineage: Eukaryota; Metazoa; Chordata; Mammalia; Rodentia; Spalacidae
Product: small proline-rich protein 2D-like
Exons: 2
Coding region: 94-339 (81 amino acids)
Cellular component (GO): cornified envelope
Source: RefSeq, a predicted model, not a curated record